Ilex paraguariensis (yerba mate) is the source of this 2679-nucleotide messenger RNA. The record is from the annotation of a GenBank genome assembly. NCBI's taxonomy places the organism in Eukaryota, Viridiplantae, Streptophyta, Magnoliopsida, Aquifoliales, Aquifoliaceae.
UCAUGGACUAAGUCUCAGAAAAUUUUUCAUUAAAAAACCACGCAACAUUACUUCGGGUCGGGUCAUCAUCCGGAUCACAUAUACAAACUAGACUCUACAAAAAAACCAACAAUAAUGAUGUAAGACCUGCUUUUGUUGCAUCAAUUUGAUAGCUACGUUGCAAAGGGAUUCUUUUACGUUGCAUUUUUUACUUGGCAAGAUAAUAGGAAAAGUUCUUCAGCUAAUUAUGGUUUGAUUUUUUUUUUAUCAAUCAUUUUUUUUGAUUUAUUUACAAGUAAAAUACACCUCUCGCUGCAAGUAGUGUCUGCUAAACUUAUGCCACCUCAUGUUAAUUGUAAUAUUGGCAGUAUUGAUAGUUUUGUGGGGGAUGUUAAUGAUUUGAUGUUCUUUAUAAGAUGUCAUUUAUGGAUUGUACAUUCCAUAUAAUCUGUUACUUAUCUACUGCAGCCACUUGAGUAUAUAUUGAUGUGUCUGUGAACAGAUUUAUUUCCAGGAUCUUUCCUUACAGGCAGAGCUUAAGCUUCCAAGUGCGUCAUUCUCUCCAAUUAUUGAUCCACAUCUUUCACCAGAUGGUAGUAUGCUUGCUUACGUGAGAGAUAACGAGCUGCAUGUGUUAGAUCUUUUGUCCAAUGUUUCAAGACAAUUAACCUCUGGUGCUGACGGAAAAGUUGCGACACAUGCUCUUGCUGAGUACAUAGCCCAGGAGGAGAUGGAUCGAAAGAAUGGCUACUGGUGGUCUUUGGACAGCAAAUUCAUAGCAUUUACGGAGGUUGAUUCAUCUAACAUUCCUCUAUUCAGAAUCAUGCACCAGGGUAAAAGUUCUGUUGGUAUAGAGGCACAGGAAGACCAUGCUUAUCCCUUUGCUGGGGCGUCAAAUGUCAAAGUUCGCCUUGGGGUGAUUUCCGCCACUGGAGGUCUGGUAACUUGGAUGGAUCUUGUAUGUGGAGAAAAUGGCCAAGCAAACAAUGAUGAGGAAUAUUUGGCAAGAGUCAAUUGGAUGCAUGGAAAUAUUCUCACUGCUCAGGUUUUAAACAGGUCACAUUCCAAACUAAAGCUCCUAAACUUUAAUAUCAAAACGGGUCAAAGAAAAGUUAUCUUGGAAGAAGAAGAUGAUACAUGGAUUAAUCUGCAUGAUUGCUUCACACCGUUGGACAAAGGACUCGCAAGAUUUUCCGGAGGAUUUCUCUGGGCUAGCGAAAAAACAGGAUUUAGACAUCUGUAUUUGCAUGAUAUGAAUGGAGUUUGCUUGGAACCUAUCACUCAAGGUGAUUGGAUGGUUGAGCAAAUUUCCGGUGUGAAUGAGGCUGCAGGUCUUGUAUAUUUCACUGGGACUUUGGAUGGCCCUUUGGAAUCUCACCUGUAUUGUGCUAAACUUUUCCCUGAUGAGAGCAAAACCUUGCAGGCCCCAAUAAGGUUGACUCAUGGCAAGGGAAAACACGUGGUUGUGCUUGAUCAUCAGAUGCAGAGAUUUGUUGAUAUUCAUGAUUCCUUGGAUUCACCUCCGAGAAUGUCGCUUUGCUCCUUGCAUGAAGGAAGCUUGAUUAUGCAUCUGUAUGAACAAACAUUCACCAUUCCAAGAUUCAAAAAGCUCCAACUUAAGCCACCAGAGAUAGUCCAAAUACAAGCAAAGGAUGACACCAUCUUAUUUGGGGCAUUAUACAAACCUGAUGUAGCAAGGUUUGGACCUCCACCGUACAAAACAAUGAUUAAUGUGUAUGGUGGUCCUUGUGUACAGUGUGUCUAUGAUUCUUGGGUAAACACGGUUGAUAUGCGAGCUCAAUAUCUAAGGAGCCAAGGCAUCUUAGUAUGGAAGUUGGAUAACAGAGGAACUGCUCGACGUGGACUGAAGUUUGAAGGUGCCCUGAAGUACAACUGUGGUCGAACCGAUGCUGAGGAUCAGCUUACUGGGGCAGAAUGGCUCAUCAAACAAGGGCUAGCGAAACUUGGCCACAUUGGGCUGUAUGGGUGGAGCUAUGGUGGAUAUCUCUCAGCUAUGACGUUGGCAAGAUUUCCAGAAGCUUUCAGAUGUGCUGUUUCUGGGGCCCCUGUCACAUCAUGGGAUGGAUACGACACAUUUUACACUGAAAAAUACAUGGGGUUGCCUGUCGAAAAUGAAUCUGGUUACUCAUAUGGCUCUGUGAUGCAACACGUGGACAAGAUCCAAGGGAAGUUGUUACUCGUGCAUGGGAUGAUUGAUGAAAAUGUGCAUUUUAGGCACACUGCCAGACUUGUGAAUGCAUUUGUGGCAGCUAGAAAGGCUUACGAGCUGUUGAUUUUCCCGGAUGAACGUCACAUGCCUCGCUCACCUAAGGACCGGAUCUAUAUGGAAGAGAGGAUUUGGGAAUUCAUUGAGAGGAGUCUGUGAAUCACUUUUGUAGCUGCUGUUCUUUUUUGAGGUUGUUUUGUAUCUGUUGUUGUUUUUAUUGAUUGGGUGGAGGUCUUCUGGGGCUGUUCUUUCAUAUCAGUAAGUAUUUUUCUGAUCUUCUUUAACAUCUGAGGAUAAAACAGCAAGGCAUUUCCUCGUCACUUGCCAAACAUUUACAAUAUUCUGUGUAAUAGCUGCUGCCGUGGAUCAAAUCAAAUAUUAUCUAGUGUACAAAAACAUUGAUGCAUCAGUGAAAUCCAGUUGCUUGACCAGGAAGUUAUACUAUUAUUUGGACUUGUAUGUGACUGCGGAAU